Micropterus salmoides (largemouth bass) is the source of this 2102-nucleotide messenger RNA. RefSeq names its product Ets2 repressor factor like 1 (gene erfl1). The transcript is spliced from 5 exons. The coding region runs from base 7 to 1428 and encodes 473 amino acids. Gene Ontology annotation, molecular function: DNA-binding transcription factor activity, RNA polymerase II-specific; sequence-specific DNA binding. The record is from RefSeq and is a predicted model, not a curated record. NCBI's taxonomy places the organism in Eukaryota, Metazoa, Chordata, Actinopteri, Centrarchiformes, Centrarchidae. Gene Ontology annotation, biological process: cell differentiation; regulation of transcription by RNA polymerase II. Gene Ontology annotation, cellular component: nucleus.
GGAGGCAUGGACUGUAACUGCGUCAGUGAUCUGCUGCUCCCCCCGGUGCCCGCACUCUGGACGCCAGGGUUCGCCUUCCCAGACUGGGCCUACAAGCCUGAGUCGAGCCCCGGGUCCAGACAGAUCCAGCUGUGGCACUUCAUCCUGGAGCUGUUGCAGAAGGAGGAGUAUCAGGGGGUGAUCGCCUGGCAGGGGGACUACGGAGAGUUUGUCAUCAAGGAUCCAGAUGAGGUGGCUCGGCUGUGGGGGAUAAGGAAAUGCAAGCCUCACAUGAACUAUGACAAGCUGAGCAGGGCACUGAGGUAUUACUACAACAAGCGCAUUUUGCACAAAACCAAAGGAAAGCGUUUCACCUACAAGUUUAACUUCAGUAAGGUGGUGUUGGUGAACUACCCCAUCCUGGACAUGGCCAACUCUCCCUUCUUUCUGGCCCAGAACCACUUCAACGGGGGCUCCACCACACCAGACUGCAGCCCAGAGGCCAUACAGUCCCUGUUUCCUCGUUUGCCAGACUCUGGCAGGGGAACGUCCCUGUUUGAUCGAGGGACCACGGCACCAGGGCCUGAAGGAGACAAGCUGAGACUGGACGCAUUCCCCUUCCUCAGUUCAGGUGCCCCGUGCUACUCCAAACCCCCAUCCCUGCUGGGCCCGUACCCGCGCAACCCACCCUUUGACUACCCCUGGGGCUUCAACCCCUACCUCCCAGGGGCCUUCUCUCUCAAUAACUGCCCCAAAGUGCCCCCUGGCUCCCUCUACCCCUCCCAGUUCUACCCCAACCCUUUGCAGAGCAGCCUUUCCCAGCUGCCUCACCCCUUUUCCUCCCUGCUGCCCCCAGGGGAGGCAGGCGGGGGUGAGAGGGGAGCAGCGGGGCAAACUGGAGGGACAAAUGGCACGGCGGGUGGCCAGCCAGUCAGACUCUUCCUGCCACCCUACCAGGGGAGCCUCUCAAUGGGUCGGACGGACAUUGGCAACGGGGUGUCAUUGGGGGAAAGGGAGAGGGUGGAGGCCAAUCCUCCUGGCACGGGGUUAAGUCUGGGACUGGGAGCGGUCGCCCUAGGAGCAGGGACUGGGACAGGCCAGCAGAGCCCCUCAGAGAGGAGAGGAGGGGUGAAGCAGGACCCUGAGUCAGACUCAGACCUGGAGAUCACAGAUUUGAGCGACUGCAGCUCGGAGAAUGAAAACGAGCAUGAAUUCAGCAUCGGGAAGGAAACAAGCCUGGCGAACCGAUCACAGAUAGUGUUGGAUGGAAAGAAAGGGAGCGGGCUGCCACCCAUCUCCUCUCUCCCCCCGCCAGUGUCCCCACAUCCUCUGAAGAGCCUGAUGCCCAUCAGUCCCCCACCUCCGUCCCUGCCUCCGUCGCUUUCCCCUUCCAUGGCUCUGCAUGAAAGACACAGGGAGACAGAGACUCUUAAAAUGAUACACAGCUAAUACAUUCUCUCCUGCGUCUAACAUCUUGCCACUCUGUGCUCUGAUAACUCUCUUUUUCUCUCCUUUCUUUUCUCAGAGACACUUUUCUGCUUUAAAUUGUCAACUCCCCAAUCAAUCUUCAUAGAUACUUUUUCCAGGAAAGACAGUUAUGUUCUUUACUUCUAAAAUUACUGUUUCCCUGUUUGCUGUGUAAGUUUUUAACUUCCCUACAGUCCAUUACACUACUGACUUGUCCGUCUUAGAAUAUAUGGGGCGUACAGUUUUUAUCGGCUGUCUGUAUCACCAUCUUGUCCUUUCUGUUCUGAUCUCUCACACCAAAUGAUCGCUCCGUGGUAUGUACACUUGUUUUAAGCGUUGCCAGCAGUACUCUACAAUUUGCUGUCUGCGGUCGAGCUAUGAUAGAAGGCAGUGAGGUGGUAAAUUACAACACAGGAAUGCCUGCCUUGACAAACAUUAACAAUCAACAUCCCUAUACUAACAGAACAGAACAACAAAUAAUGCUCCGAUUGAUCCAAUUUUACAGAUUUGUCCUGUAAUUCUUGAGCUUUGGACUAUAUAUAGUCACUAUGACUUUUGAGACCUAGUCAAAUACUACCACCUAGUGGUCCUUUAAGUCAAUGUGUCCUUCAAUGACAUCAUCUCUGUAAUCUUGUGAGUAAAAUUGUUGUUCCUAA